UUAGCUAAUACAAUGUAGGUGAAUUUUUGCGAUAAUAUUUUUUUUAUAAACUUUAUAUAAAUUGAGCAAUGUUCAACAAAUUUUUAUUAAUCAUAAUUGUUUUAUUAAAUAACAAUAAUUAUGAAAGUAUUUAUAAUACUCGCUGUACUCUACGUUACGGCUAAUGCCGUACCGUUUGCUCAUGAGUUGGCCGAACCUUUUAACGGCACCAAUUGGGUGGUGCUGUGCGCCGGUGGGUACACAUGGUCUAACUAUAGACACCAGUCCAACGUAUAUCACGCCUACCAAAUAAUUAAAGCCCAUGGUAUACCGGAAUCCAACAUAGUGGUAAUGCACUAUGAUGAUCUGGCUCAAAAUAAAGAGAAUCCCACACCAGGAAUAGUGGUGAACACCCUAGGUGGUCCCGAUGUUUAUAAAGGUGUGCCCAAAGAUUAUACUGGCACCGAGGUCACUCCCGAGAACUUUUUAGCCGUUUUGAAAGGCGACAAAAGUUUGGCCCAAAAUGGUAAAAAAGUAGUCAACAGCGGACCCAACGAUCACAUCUAUGUCUACUUCAUUGACCAUGGAGCACCAGAUCUAAUUGCGUUCCCGCACAAGUAUCUGUACAGUAAGGAUUUGAACGGUGCGUUCAAAGAAAUGCACCAGGCUAAAAAAUACGCCAAACUCGUGGUCAACAUUGAGGCCUGUAAUUCAGGCUCGAUGUUUGAGAAACCGCUGCCCAAAGACAUCAAUGUUUACGUCACUACUUCGGCCAACCCUCAGGAGUCCAGCUAUGCCAAGGACUACGACAAUCUCCGUCACACUUAUCUAGGUGAUUAUUACAGCGGUGCCUGGUUGGAAGUGAUUGAGAAACAGGAUUUGACCAAGGAGACUCUGGAGCAAUCGUACAAAUAUACCGUCAGCUCCCAAAAUAAGUCACACCCGCAACAGUACGGCACACUGGCCAUCAAUAAAUUAACUGUUUCUCAAUUUUUGGGAUCCAAAACGACAGUUAAUGCCUACAAAGCACCCGCCACUAACCUUAAUGAUGCUGUUAGCAGCCGAGAUGUGCCAAUUGCCCUUGUUCAAAAACUUGUCGAGUCAACAGAUGACCUGGGUCAAAAACAAGCCUGAAUUGCAGCGACUAUUGACUGGCCGUCAAUAUAUGGACAAACAUAUCGCACAAUAUGUGCAGAGCGUUGAGCACAUGCUUACUGUCAACACCGAUGCUAUACUCAACGGCAAACACACCGUAAACAACGCUGAAUGCUAUCACAAGUUUGUGGACACUUUUGACCAACAGUGUUUCAAUAUUAAUCAGAAUACUUAUGCGUUCGGAAAACUGCAAGUAUUUGUAAAUGUUUGCGAGCAACUGCGCCAACCGAGCGAUGCGAACAUUGUUGUCGACCAUUUGGUACAAUACUGUAACGACAAUGUGCCUCAUAAUAACAUGCCUAUUGAAUAAAGUGAUAUAACCUAUUUUAUGGCAAUU
Molecule: messenger RNA, 1471 nt
Organism: Medioppia subpectinata
Lineage: Eukaryota; Metazoa; Arthropoda; Arachnida; Sarcoptiformes; Oppiidae
Source: the annotation of a GenBank genome assembly